This is a messenger RNA of Arabidopsis thaliana (thale cress), 3310 nucleotides long. RefSeq lists its product as uncharacterized. The transcript is spliced from 15 exons. Gene Ontology annotation, cellular component: membrane; chloroplast thylakoid membrane. The record is from RefSeq and is marked reviewed. Gene Ontology annotation, biological process: monoatomic cation transmembrane transport; monoatomic cation transport; copper ion transmembrane transport. Gene Ontology annotation, molecular function: ATPase-coupled monoatomic cation transmembrane transporter activity; ATP binding; ATP hydrolysis activity. NCBI's taxonomy places the organism in Eukaryota, Viridiplantae, Streptophyta, Magnoliopsida, Brassicales, Brassicaceae. The coding region runs from base 115 to 2577 and encodes 820 amino acids.
AUCCGACGUGUCAACGUUUAGCGAUACUCUUUUUAACGAACCAUACACCAGUCCACCACUAGUUUCUUACUUGUAUACAUCGCGUGACUAUCGUCGUCUGUCUCGCCGGAGAAAAUGGCGAGCAAUCUUCUCCGAUUUCCUCUUCCUCCGCCAUCGAGUCUUCAUAUUCGUCCAAGUAAGUUCCUCGUGAACCGAUGCUUUCCAAGACUGCGCCGUUCUCGUAUCCGGCGGCACUGUUCGCGACCUUUUUUUUUAGUAUCAAACUCGGUCGAGAUAAGUACUCAAUCAUUUGAAUCUACUGAAUCUUCAAUCGAAUCUGUGAAAUCCAUUACGAGCGACACGCCUAUUCUCCUCGAUGUGAGUGGGAUGAUGUGUGGUGGCUGCGUCGCCCGAGUUAAAUCGGUUUUGAUGUCUGAUGAUCGAGUCGCGUCUGCUGUGGUUAACAUGCUGACUGAAACCGCGGCUGUGAAGUUUAAACCGGAGGUUGAGGUGACGGCGGAUACGGCAGAGAGUUUAGCUAAGAGAUUGACAGAGAGUGGUUUUGAGGCUAAGAGGAGAGUCUCGGGUAUGGGAGUGGCGGAGAAUGUGAAGAAGUGGAAGGAGAUGGUAAGUAAGAAAGAGGACUUGCUUGUUAAGAGCAGGAACCGUGUGGCGUUUGCGUGGACAUUGGUGGCUCUGUGUUGCGGGUCUCACACUUCGCAUAUUCUUCAUUCCUUGGGAAUUCACAUUGCUCAUGGAGGGAUUUGGGAUUUGCUACACAACUCUUACGUGAAAGGUGGUUUGGCCGUUGGAGCUUUGUUGGGACCAGGAAGAGAAUUGCUGUUUGAUGGCAUAAAAGCUUUCGGGAAAAGAUCACCUAAUAUGAACUCGUUAGUUGGAUUGGGAUCCAUGGCUGCAUUUUCCAUCAGUUUGAUCUCACUAGUUAAUCCAGAACUGGAGUGGGAUGCUUCCUUCUUCGAUGAACCGGUCAUGCUGCUUGGCUUUGUGCUCCUUGGUCGUUCUUUGGAAGAAAGAGCAAAGCUUCAAGCAUCUACCGAUAUGAAUGAACUAUUGUCACUCAUCUCCACUCAAUCAAGACUUGUGAUUACUUCAUCAGACAAUAACACCCCAGUGGAUUCUGUACUUUCCUCUGAUUCAAUUUGCAUCAAUGUGUCAGUUGAUGAUAUCCGAGUUGGAGACUCGCUAUUGGUUUUGCCUGGUGAGACAUUUCCUGUCGAUGGGAGUGUCCUAGCUGGAAGAAGUGUUGUAGAUGAAUCUAUGCUGACAGGAGAGUCACUUCCGGUGUUUAAAGAAGAAGGCUGCUCAGUUUCAGCGGGAACAAUUAACUGGGAUGGCCCUCUACGGAUCAAAGCUUCUUCUACUGGUUCCAACUCAACGAUAUCUAAAAUUGUCAGAAUGGUUGAGGAUGCACAAGGUAAUGCAGCUCCUGUACAGAGGCUGGCAGAUGCAAUAGCUGGACCCUUCGUCUAUACUAUAAUGUCUUUAUCUGCAAUGACGUUUGCCUUCUGGUAUUAUGUCGGUUCACACAUAUUCCCAGAUGUUUUACUCAAUGAUAUUGCUGGACCUGAUGGAGAUGCUUUGGCCUUAAGCUUAAAACUGGCUGUGGAUGUCUUGGUAGUUUCCUGCCCCUGUGCACUGGGCCUUGCAACACCAACUGCCAUAUUAAUUGGCACCUCUCUUGGAGCAAAGCGGGGAUAUCUUAUCAGAGGAGGAGAUGUUUUAGAACGUCUGGCAUCCAUAGAUUGUGUGGCUUUAGACAAGACAGGUACUCUUACUGAAGGAAGACCUGUCGUCUCUGGUGUUGCUUCUCUAGGAUACGAAGAACAAGAAGUUCUUAAAAUGGCUGCUGCGGUGGAGAAGACAGCAACACACCCAAUAGCAAAGGCUAUUGUAAACGAGGCUGAAUCUCUGAAUUUGAAAACUCCAGAAACAAGAGGCCAAUUGACAGAACCAGGCUUUGGUACUUUGGCAGAAAUAGACGGACGUUUUGUUGCAGUGGGUUCACUUGAGUGGGUUUCUGAUCGUUUCCUCAAAAAGAACGACUCCUCGGACAUGGUGAAGCUGGAAAGUUUAUUGGAUCAUAAAUUAUCAAACACAUCAUCAACGUCUAGAUACUCAAAGACUGUUGUUUACGUUGGCCGUGAAGGAGAAGGGAUCAUUGGUGCUAUUGCAAUAUCCGAUUGCUUACGCCAAGAUGCUGAAUUUACUGUAGCCAGGCUGCAGGAGAAGGGCAUCAAAACAGUCCUCUUAUCAGGGGACAGGGAAGGGGCAGUGGCAACUGUGGCAAAGAAUGUGGGGAUUAAGAGUGAAUCAACCAAUUAUUCCUUGUCUCCUGAAAAGAAAUUUGAGUUUAUAUCUAAUCUUCAAUCCUCUGGACAUCGUGUUGCUAUGGUGGGUGAUGGCAUAAACGAUGCUCCCUCGUUGGCUCAAGCUGAUGUUGGAAUAGCUCUAAAGAUCGAGGCACAAGAAAACGCUGCAUCAAAUGCAGCAUCAGUCAUACUUGUCCGCAACAAACUUUCACAUGUAAAUGCUUCAGGAGCCACUUUUCCUCAUUCAAGGGACCAUAACCAAACCUGAGAAUUUCUCAACUUCAAAAUCUAAGCUAUAUAAUAAGCUCAUCACUUGUGGUUUUUUUUUUUUUUGUGUGGUUAUAGGUUGUGGAUGCACUGAGUCUUGCACAAGCAACUAUGUCGAAAGUAUAUCAGAAUCUAGCGUGGGCAAUUGCGUAUAAUGUCAUCUCAAUCCCUAUAGCUGCAGGUGUCUUGCUUCCUCAGUAUGAUUUCGCCAUGACACCUUCGUUAUCUGGUGGACUAAUGGCAUUGAGCUCGAUCUUUGUCGUUUCAAAUUCAUUACUUCUGCAGCUCCAUAAGUCUGAAACAAGUAAAAAUAGCUUGUGAUCGGCUCCACAUCUAUUUUGGAGUCCAAGCAGAAGAAUGAAGGUUUUGUAUAUUCUGCUCUUUUGGAGUUUGUUUGUUAUUUAGCAGUAUAGCGAUUAUGAACCUUGUAUUGUUAUUCAUGAAUCUGAGGUUAUAUCAUAAUUAUACGUAAAUAUAGAUAAUCUUAACUUAAGCAUAUACUAUUCCCUUCUAGGUUUCUUUGAAACUCCACGACAACAUCUCACCAGCAAAAUUCACUUCCAGUCUGGUGGUAACAAAUCAGUUCCAUAAAAAGGAGAAAAGUAUGGAUAAAGGCCAAAUCACUUACUUUCCAAAGUUAGCUUAAAAAGAGUGGACACAAAUGCAUCUUCAAGUAAAUGUACUUGGUGGAUCAGACUCAACCCACUUAUCACUAAACAACAACCUUAUUAAUU